Alternaria atra is the source of this 1707-nucleotide messenger RNA. RefSeq lists its product as uncharacterized. NCBI's taxonomy places the organism in Eukaryota, Fungi, Ascomycota, Dothideomycetes, Pleosporales, Pleosporaceae. The record is from RefSeq and is a predicted model, not a curated record. Bases 1 to 1707 code for a protein of 568 amino acids. The transcript has 3 exons.
AUGCCCGACCGCAUAUGGGACGAAACUGUUGCCCUCGGCACGGCUCCCAUAUUCGACGAUACUGUGUAUCUCUCCGAGGCCUUGGGCCUACCCAUAGAUCAAAAUGAAGACCAUCUCGACGCUGAGUUAGCGCUGCUUGCUCGCGAGUCCGGUGUCCCCGAUCCUUAUCGCUUCGUACCCCCGCCAGAAACUAUCUCACGCGCAAUCUCGACUAUGACGUUGGACAGCGACCAGAGGAGUUCCAGGUCAAUUCACUCUCAAGAAACACAGUCAACAAGCUUCACGUCGGCGCCUUCCCGGACAUCAAGAGACCAUCUAUUCUCUAGCGACGGCUCAACCACCAAGAGGGUACCCCCAACACUUCGACGGGCUGCAUCAAUCGUCGAAAACUCUCAAAAGGGUACAGAACGUCCCGAGUCUAACUUCGAGUCAAGACAAUCAUCGACAUUGUCCAUCACACCUUCUCUCGUCUCUAAUUCAGCAUCGUCAUGGCAGGCACAAGCACGGAAGAAACGCAGCUCAGCCAUCUUUUCCAUGUUUCGAAGAGAUUCGGGUAGUACUUGCACAACGCCGGCCUCGCACCACGGACACCACAGCAAGCCUCGAGGCGUAAAGCUGGCAUGCGGUCACAUGUUGUCUGACUACGAUAUCCGGGCGCAUAUACAGGAGGCAUCGAGGAAAGGCUCACAUGUAGCGCCUGAUUGCUGUGGAAGCCUAAUACCGCGCUCGGUGUUGGAGAGCGUUCAGACAAAAGAGACUAAUCAUGCCAUGAACAAUACUGCCGACCUCUCCGACACUGCACUCCGCGACUCUGGCUAUUGCGAAAUUGCAAUAUCAACUGCCGACCCACCACAUCCAAUCAAGAAUCUUCUCCUUUCAGAAAAACCUCCCACCUUGCCACAACUCCAAGCCAGGCGCAUCCGGCAUGAAGCGAUCAGUAUUGAAUCAGCAUUGGCAAAUGAGGCUUUCAAGAGUUUCAGGACACAACAGAAGGAGCAGUUUGAACGUGUUUCCUCGUUCGAGUGCAACCAAAGAAAAGCCUUGUCAACGUACCAUCGGUGCACAAUGGUGCUGUUAGAAGCGCAAUAUAGAAUUGCGAGGGAGGAGCGAGUUGAAAAGCACAACGAGGAUCUCGAGCGGUUAGAGGAGCGACAACUGCUCGCUGAACAUGACCUUCUGAAAGCGCAAGCUCAGGAAACACAGAAUGUAGCGACAGCUUUGAAGUAUAUCGAGGCUUACUGUCUGAGUACAAAAAACGACCAAGAGCGCGCGCAUACCGUGUCAGAGGAAGACUUCAAAAAGUUGGAUCGCCAAAGACUGAUCCAACAAGACCUCCCGAAGAAACAUGCAAGCGCGAUCAACGUCUUACGUGCAAGGCAAGAACUGGACACAGAACGAAGAAUAGAGGCCCAGGAAGCAGAGUUACAGCAAUUGGGUGUAGACCACGAAAGAGAGAAAGCUAGGAAAGAGGCUGAAUAUCAGAAAGAAUUGGAGAAGCUUGAUGCAGUUAUCAACGUAAGAAGAAAGAGGCUGUUGCAAAGGUGGGAUCUCAAAUUUGAGAUGUGGCGGCGAGACUGGGAAGCGCAACACAACACGACUCUGACGGCAGAACUUGAACACGAGGACUGGCCAUCUGGCAAAGCAGACUAUACCAUCUCCAUACCCGAAGCAAGUUUGCUGGCUCAGUACGUCAAGACCGCGGCAUGA